Ailuropoda melanoleuca (giant panda) is the source of this 2451-nucleotide messenger RNA. It is a transcript of the gene PDPN, whose product is annotated as podoplanin. The record is from RefSeq and is a predicted model, not a curated record. The coding region runs from base 283 to 738 and encodes 151 amino acids. Gene Ontology annotation, cellular component: basolateral plasma membrane; apical plasma membrane; lamellipodium. Gene Ontology annotation, biological process: cell migration; positive regulation of platelet aggregation; signal transduction. Lineage: Eukaryota; Metazoa; Chordata; Mammalia; Carnivora; Ursidae. The transcript has 6 exons.
GACUGAGACCACCUUAGGGCCAGCAGCUCCCGCCCUCAUUUGGGAGAAAUAAAUGCUGACUCCUUGCAAAGUUUCCAGCUGCAAAGUUUGCUCCUCAGCCGCCGCGGGAAAAGGAAGCUUGGGGAUCCCUCCCCAAAGCUGGGACUUUUUUGCUCCCUGCAUUCCAGCCCCUGUUCUCUGGCUCCACUGGGCGGGGGCCUCUGGCUGCAGAGCUUUCUCGUCUUGUCUUGCCCCGGCACAGAAAUCAACGGCUUGGCCCCCACAGAGAACAAGUCAACCGAGAUGUGGAAGGUGCCAGUUCUGCUCUUGGUUUUGGGAAGCGUGUGGCUCUGGGACCUGGCAGAAGGAGCCAGCACAGUCCGGCCAGAAGAUGACAUAACACCAGGUGCAGAAGAUAACAUGGUGACGGCAGGCACCAGCGUAGAGCCUUAUGAGUCUGGCUUAACAGCUGCGGUGCCAAUAAAUAGAGAGGGUGUAACAGACCUUCGCUUAGAGGAUAGGGCGACCGAAAGCACAGUCCGUGCUGAAGAAGAAACCCAGAGCACCACAACCUUGAACGUAGUGACUAGUCACCCCACAGAGAAAGUAGGUGAAGACACAGAGACAACAGUUGAGAAAGAUGGCCUGGCGACAGUGACCCUGGUUGGGAUUAUAGUUGGAGUCUUACUAGCCAUCGGAUUCAUUGGUGGGAUCAUCAUUGUGGUUGUUCGAAAAAUGUCAGGAAGGUACUCGCCCUAAAGAGCUGAAGAAUUGUGCCCUUCUACCAACACAUUUAAAAGAGAGUUUCCGACUUCCCCAUCCCUGAGCACAUGGGAGAAGAUGACCCAUGGAAAUCCCUUGGCGAUCCCACUCCAAAUCCAUGGUGAUCCCUCCACUCACCAAAAAUAACCCAAGGAAAGACAAUUCACAAGACUUGCUCCUCUAGGCAUUUGUCUUUUGAAAAUAUUUUUAAAUAUAAAUUUUGUAAAAGAUGAUUUAAAAGACAAAAUGCAUAGAAAAUGGAGCAAAGCCAUGUACACUGAUUUGUAACUAAGACAAUAUAAUUCAAUCGAUGUUAGAAAUUAUAAUCCUGUCUCCGUUCUGACCAUUCUCUGUUAUUGUUAAAAUGCAAUCGUGUCUGGAAAUAUUUGUACCAACGGAGUCCUUGAGUUUAGUGCCAUGUUCGUAAGUGGCAUAAGCUUGUGCAAUCUCUGCGCUGUUGAAAUGUACACAUUCCAAUCUAGGCUGGACUGUUUUUAAAGCCCAAUUUCAUGUGAAUAAUUAAGUAGAAAAUCUGAACUUGUAUAAUAUGUAAUGAACAACUGCCUUGCACUGGCCCAGAUAAAUCAUUUCAAAGGCACCCAUGUUAGAUUAUAAACAGGAAGUCUAUAGUUUGGAGAAGGGAUUUUGUUUCUCACAAUCAGGUCAUCGGGCAGGCUCUAGGCUGGCUUAUUGCCUUCUCCAGCGAUGACUUGGUGACUCAGAGAUUUGCUCCUACCUGCCGCCUCCUCUUCUCUUGCCCCAGAGCUCCUGGGGCAGCCUUUCUUCUUUCCAGGACCUAAGCCCUUCAGAUUGGCUGCUUUGUGGAAUAUGGAAGUCUUAGCCCUGGAUGCCAGGGAGACUGCUGGAGGCCCAACGGCGCCCGAGGCCCAGCUGUUCCAGACACCAAGAGCCAUGGUGGUCCCCAAACAGAAGGAAACCCUGUGUGUCCCUCUGGCCUGAUUACUUUCUGCCUCCGAGCAAACAUGUGGGACACAAAAAUAAUCCUGUAAGAUAGAAAUUUUAAGAAAGCAGGUGGAUUUAAAGCCUGGGCGUAAAAAUAAAAGAAAUUCCCAGUCUUCGUGACACGUACCACACACUUCCGUGGUGUCGUCGUUGAAAAGAUAUCAAAGUAAAGGAGUCCACGCUGCCAUCUGGGGUGGGCACCACCCAGCUCAGUACAUUUCUUCCCAUAGAUUGGCGGACUUCUUUUUCCCCAAACACAAAGUUUUUAUACUGAGCAGGCUCUCCAUCACGAUUGUGGUUGUGCAGGUCUGCCAUCCUCUCAACUUGUACAAAAAAGUAAGCUAUCCUUUGGAAAAGCACCGCCCAUUCCUCUCUUUCUUGCAGCAACGCGGGGAUGUUAUGUUAAACAGACUGCCCUUCUGUUACCCAAGUCCGGCUGGUCCACCAACCCAGGGUCCAUAUUGGAACAUCCGCUGAUUGAGAGAAGGGGCUUUAGAAGGGCUUAGUGUGCUUAUGUAUCCUUCUGUUUCAUCGCUUAGAUUCCUGAACAGGAGUCAGGGACAAAGUCCGUUUUGUCUUUUGUGUCCCUUCUUUUUUUCUCUCACUGUGAACAAUAACUGUCCGCCCCAAGUCAUACACUGGACCCGCCACCUGCUGGGACAGGACUGUGGGUUUCUUGGUCACAUCUGUGUUGGUGCUCAAUGCAGUGUAGACAUGUUUUAAAAUAAAACAGAUGAUUGCGUAUAA